AUGGUGGCUGCCAGGGUUCGGGUUUCCUGGCCCUCUUCUUGUUUGAGCUCCUCCCUGUUUACGGGACCUCCUCUCCCUCUCUUCCUCCUUCCCUUCUUUCCUUUCCUCGUUGGCACCCUCUUCUGGUGCUCGGACUUGCCUUAGCCGAGUCUCUGUAGACAACGUAGGCUUUCUCCUCUGCACUCUGAUUACCCGAGCCUUGGGACAGAGCCGGUUGAGAUGCACAACCAGAUCUUCUGCGGUAUUGUUCUCGACUACACUCUUGCGUCUCCAUCAUCUCCAGUGCGGUUCCCUCUCAGGGCCAACCAUCCUGCUCACGGCUAGGAUGUCCGAUAGGAUAGGUAGUCGGCACCUAGGGCCUAAACCAUCAAGCCAAGAAGCAGACGAUCCUGGCUCUCUCCUAGGCCGAAUUCGACUAUAAGAGGAAGAACAAACAGAACUUUCACUAGAAAAUGCAGGGAAAAUUCAUACCCACAAGAGAGUUAAUCUCAAAAGGUUAUAAAAUGCACUUGCAACUGCGUGGAAAACCAAUUAGUGUACAAAUUAAGGAAUUGGGUGCGGCUUUUUGGACUUCCCUAUGGGCUUCAUGGUGAGACAGCUGGAUAUAUACAAAAUUGGAAGUAAUAUGGGAAAAAUUCUUAAAGUGGAUGAAUGCUUCACCCGAGCUCUAUUGAAGGAAGAUGGGGAGAAGGUAUCUUACCCCUACAAAACAUGGCUACGUGCAAAAAAUGAUUAUUGGGGACCAGAGACUUUUGUGGAGCUGGUUGUGUCUGAUAGCAAGUUGCUAUCCCGAAAGCAUCAAAGAAGAAAAACCAUACUCUGCGGAAGACUUGGAAAAGAUUUGGACGUGGAUUGCUACUAUCCCCAAGUAAGAAAAAGGAAGGGAAAGGGAAAAGGAAGUCAACUUUGGACUAGGGUUGCAUUUGAAGAUGGAAGGAUGCCUAAGGUGAGGCUAGAUGACUCAGGUGGUGUUGUGGCAAUGCAGAUGGAUGUCAUCCAUCUGCAGGUUAGAAGUUCACCUAAGUUUUGACAAAGUAUUGUAGUGCUAAGAAACAUUAUAUUAUGAUGUCUUCUAAUCUCCCGUGUUAACAUUAGAUGAUAAAAUAGUAAUUAUGAAUACUGAAUAUAAAGUUUCAGAAUAAUCCUUUUAGGUCUAUAUAUAUCUCUAUUAAUACUUUUAUGUUGUAUUCUGAUAUUUAAAAGUUUUCAAUACUUAAAUGUUCUAUUUGUCAUAAACAUUAGCUCUUUUC
Messenger RNA from Rubroshorea leprosula, 1250 nucleotides. NCBI's taxonomy places the organism in Eukaryota, Viridiplantae, Streptophyta, Magnoliopsida, Malvales, Dipterocarpaceae. The record is from the annotation of a GenBank genome assembly.